GAGGCCACGCAAGUGGACGGCAAUGGGAGGACAGGCCUCAUGGUGGCCUGCUGCCACGGCUUCGGGAGCAUCGUGGCCCUGCUUAGCCGCUGUCCGUUCCUUGAUGUGAACCAGCAGGACAAGGAAGGGGACACGGCCCUCAUGCUGGCUGUCCAAGCAGGCCACGUGGCCCUUGUGAAUCUCCUGCUCAACUACUACGCGGGUGUGGACCUGGAGCGCCGGGACCAGCGAGGGUUCACGGCGCUGAUGAAAGGCGCCAUGCAGGACCACUCCGAGUGCGUGGCUGCCCUUCUUAUGGCAGGUGCUGACCUGACAGCAGUGGAUCCCACUCGGGGCAAGACGGCCCUGGAGUGGGCGAUGCUGACCGACAGCUUCCACACGGCGCGGAGGAUCCGGCAGCUGCAGCGACGGCCCCAAGUGGAGCAGCUCAGCCAGCGCUACCGGCCUGAGUGGCCAGUCUUGCCAGGGCUUGUGGCCCAGGCCCAGGCAGCCCCGUCCUUCCUGGAGCGACUGCAGGCCACCUUGAGCCUCCCCUUCCUCCAAUCUGCUCCUCAGGAGGGGGGAGUCCUGGACCACUUUGUGACCGUCACCACCAGCCUGGCCAGCCCCUUCCUCACCACUGCCUGCCACACCCUGUGCCCCGACCGCCCCCCAGCACUGGGCACCCGAAGCACGUCUGUGCCAGAACUGCUGGGCACUGCCCCAUCCCCUCCCCUGGUGCCCCAGCCACCCCAGGGAGUCCCUGAUCCCCGGGUCCUUGUCCCCUACCAGAGCUCUCAGGGUAUGUUGAGCCUGUGCUCUCAGUGGCUACGGUCCAGGGACCGUCCCAGCCCCAGGUCCCCACACCCCAAGAUCGUUGUCUCCAAGACACCCUCAGCCCGCAACCAGUGCAAGUCUGAGCCCAGGCCUGCAGGGCAUUGCAGCCUAGCCCUUCCUGUCUGGCCCUAUCAGGAGCUCAGGAUGGCGAGGAGAAGAGAGGAGGAGGCCAGGUGGACCCAGAGCCUUGGGAAGCUGGGCUAG
This is a messenger RNA of Choloepus didactylus (southern two-toed sloth), 1020 nucleotides long. RefSeq names its product ankyrin repeat domain 33 (gene ANKRD33). Gene Ontology annotation, biological process: negative regulation of transcription by RNA polymerase II; negative regulation of transcription regulatory region DNA binding. The coding region runs from base 40 to 1020 and encodes 326 amino acids. The record is from RefSeq and is a predicted model, not a curated record. Gene Ontology annotation, molecular function: protein binding. The transcript is spliced from 4 exons. NCBI's taxonomy places the organism in Eukaryota, Metazoa, Chordata, Mammalia, Pilosa, Megalonychidae.